AUGCAAGUUGGUCAUGUAAAUUCUAAUGAAGAUGAAGAUAGUGAUUAUGAAGUUAAUGAUGACAGUGACAGUGAGUCUAAUGAUGAUGACAAUUGUGAUUCAGCAUAUGGUGAUGAUGAUGAGUUCAAUAUGAGAUAUAGUGAUGCAAAUGGUAACCCAGAUGUUGACAGUGAUAUGGAUUUCAACUCUGAUGAGUAUCAUGAAGGGUAUGACAAAGAUUAUGAUAAUGAUACAGAUAUAAGGGUUGAGUUUGCUCUAAACUCUGUGUUUUAUGAUGUGUAUCACUUUAAAGCUGCCCUUCAGACUUGUGCUAUAUAG
Macadamia integrifolia is the source of this 318-nucleotide messenger RNA. RefSeq names its product clumping factor B-like. NCBI's taxonomy places the organism in Eukaryota, Viridiplantae, Streptophyta, Magnoliopsida, Proteales, Proteaceae. The coding region runs from base 1 to 318 and encodes 105 amino acids. The record is from RefSeq and is a predicted model, not a curated record. The transcript has a single exon.